Fusarium oxysporum Fo47 is the source of this 825-nucleotide messenger RNA. RefSeq lists its product as uncharacterized. The record is from RefSeq and is a predicted model, not a curated record. NCBI's taxonomy places the organism in Eukaryota, Fungi, Ascomycota, Sordariomycetes, Hypocreales, Nectriaceae. The coding region runs from base 1 to 825 and encodes 274 amino acids. The transcript has 2 exons.
AUGGCUUUCCUCUUUCAACCCCCCAUCUUUGGGAACUACGUCCUCCUGAUAGUUCCCAUGAAUGUACCUACGACGCUGGUUGUUCCAACACAAGUCGCAUUAACGCCUGUUCAGAUCGUUCCAGUGUAUCGACCUAUCUUUUCUCCAUCCAUCAGGAUCAAAGUCAUAUUCCACUGUGCAGGAACUGUUCUCGCCUCUAACGAUGCCUGCUACAACUAUCUUCCACCUCGAGAAACAGUGCUAGGAAAUUUAUCCUGGUGGUCUGAACAGCAUGGACUUGGAGAUAAAGCUUAUACCCGACGUUGUACACUCUAUCUCACCAGAAGCAACCGCUCAACCCUCACUAUUAACCCAAUAGAUGGACCUGUUUCAUCACCAGAUCUUGUGAAGAAGGUGUCAUUUGGCGAUAUGACAGCCCUAGGUUUCCAGACGUUGAUGAUGGACACAGCAACAAAUAACUAUGGAGCCUUUAUCUUGGUCGAUCAUGCUUAUGUGCCUAUUAAGAUUCUGGCCCAACAAACCGAUAACGAUCAGAGUACUCCCCGGAGCGGAAAUUCAAAUGACAACACUGACAGUAACCAAAAUAAUUCGACUGACAACACUCAGCCUGCUCCUCCUGUCGCUCGUCAACCUUCACCACCGCCAGACUCAUCAGCGGAUGCGGUCAAUACCGGCACUCCUGGGCCUUCGCACACGGGAGAUAAUACCACCACCCCUGAGCCAGCUGCAUCAACAGGUAAUACUACUCCAGCGGGAACUGGAUCUGUUCCGGGACCUACGCUCCCUAAAGUUGCAACCGUGGAGCCUGAUAACACGGAAGAAUAA